Molecule: messenger RNA, 2877 nt
Organism: Alosa sapidissima (American shad)
Lineage: Eukaryota; Metazoa; Chordata; Actinopteri; Clupeiformes; Clupeidae
Exons: 5
Coding region: 440-1351 (303 amino acids)
Source: RefSeq, a predicted model, not a curated record
GACAUCACACCAAGACAUAGGCUACACAAAUAAACAGACAGACAAAUAGACAGUGACAGUAUAGCAAGCCUGUCUUUACAAAGACAGUAGGCUUACAGAACAAGACCAGAUAUAAAACAAACGGACUCAGUGCUCAUGCAGACAAAGAUAAAGACAAACAAAAAACACUCAAUAAGACCACAGGCAGGUGAUAGUACUUCGCCAGCAGUUUAGUCCACAAGUCCCCUUUCGGCCCGGUGAGCAGAUCAGCCAGCAGAUUAGGGGGCAGUGGCCGCGGCGGUGGGCGGCUCUCUCUUCUCUCCGGCAUGGUGAAUAAAAAGUCGCUUGCAUGAUGUUCCCGUACGUUGCUCCUGGACAGUCCAGUGGCGAAACGUAGGCCUGCAGCUAGAUGGCAGAGGUGUGAAAGUUGGCAGGCGGUGGCAGACGGUUUGCAAGAACCAUGAAAGGAAAUGCAGUGUUUAUGCUCGUAUACGUCUUCACCUUGUGGAUGUGCCUGCCUGUAAUCGGUGUGAGAAAAAGUGGCAUAGUACAUGAGACCAUUACCCUCCCCUGCAAUCUGUUCUGCAAUGACACAUUGACAUGGACAUUGUUGGAUACUGGCCCGGUGAUCAGGUGUGAGAGAGGAGAUUGCCAAACAGGAAAGGGGUUUGAAAACAGAGUCAGGGUUUCAAAUGAAAGCUUUCAUGGCAACCGUACUCUUGGUCUCAUCAUCGGUUUACUAAAGUUCAAUGAUCAGGGUCACUAUGAAGGCAAAUGUGGUGACCAAUAUUGUGAUUAUACGCUUCAGGUUUUGGUACCUGUUGAUGUGAACGUAUCCACUGGAAACAAUGCCACCCUACCUUGCUAUGCGGCCAUGAAAAAAAACAAAGACCACAAAACGGCCUAUAUUUUGUGGGAGAGGAAUGGGGAGAUGGUACUGUUGCUUAAGAAUGGAACGUUCACUUAUGGCCGCAUGCUGGAGAACAGAGUGUCAGUUUCUAAAAAUGGCUACAAGAAUGGUGACCUCUCCCUUCACAUCGUUGAUGCCCUUCCAUCUGAUCAAGGAGUAUACGUAUGCCAGUAUUCGGACACAGGAAAAACCGAUGAUUUCAAAGGGGGUCCAAAUUCAGUAAGGCUCAAUGUACAAGGAGAGACAAAGUCAUGGUUCUGUGUAGUUCUUAGUUCCUUGGUAACCUUGGCCAGUACACUGAUUCUACAAGCUAUCGUUUACUGCCUGUGCAAAGGCAUCCAAAGUUAUUUUAGAUGUCCAGAGGUUCCCAGAAUGUCUGUGCCUGUACAAAAUGACGACAGAAGCUCCACUCCUCUGAGGGAUUUAAAGGAUGUCUCCUCAGUCUGUCCCAAUUUUGAGUAAGACAUGUAAGAAGCUGAACUUUGCCCUUCUCACUAUUGUUACGGCGGUAACUAUUGUGAUUGGCAAUCAAGUGCCUUUCUGCUGCCAGCAUCCAUGUCAGAGCUGUGGAUGGCUGUGUGUAUCGUCUUAUGUUGUCCUGAACUGUUGUCUUGCUGUGUAAUCUGGACCUGCUCAUUUUAAAGUUACUAAGGUGGUAGUGUGCCGGUCCGGCAAUUACUCCCAGUGGUGCGAGUGGCUACCAGUGGCGUAACGUAGCUGUGCUGGGCCCCGGUGCAAGCAUUUUCAUUGGGCCCCCCCUCCAACACCACCCCAACCCCCUGCGACACAAACACACACACACCCGCACACAAAAUUAAAUGAGAUGAUUCGCCAACAUGAUCAGAAUGUGACAGACAGUGGCUACCUGACUAAUCAUCGUGCUACUAUCUCUGAAUUCCCCCAACUUCCGAAACCGAAACACAGAUAACGUAUAGCCAUAGAACAAUUAAAUAGCCAUCAAGAAAAGCAUCAAGGAAAACACAGCAACAGCAACGCGGUGGUGCCUACACAAUAUAUAAUCACACAAUUGCUUAUUUUAGCCUAAAUCAGUGUGUCGCUGCGGUCAGAUAGCCUUCCACAAACAGGUCACAGAAAGAGUACCUCACAUAUGCCUACUCCAUAAAAAAGCAACCUGUAAGUAACCCAUUAGAAGUUCAAUCUAUGGGCCAGCAAAGUCAUUGAUGAUAUACUGUAUUGUUGAAACCCAACUGCCUGGCUCUGUUGUUCUCUAUGGCGAGUAUGGCCAAUCCACUCAAUUGUUCAAGUCCCAUGCUAGCCUACUCCUUAGGUAGGACUUAACGCCAGCAACAUUCAAGGUGUUUGAAUAGUUUUUAAAUUUCAAUCAUUUGGAUUUAGUCUCCUCCAGUUCUUGUCUUUCUUUUCUCCUCUGCGUACCACUUGUAUGUUUACUAAUUGGUGAUUGCAUUGCUGAUUAUUAUAACUAAGCUACAACACAUCCAGAAGUAGCUUCACAACAUAAUGUAAUCAUAAUGUAAUCCCGAAUGACAGGAAAUGUGUAAACACAUUUCCCCAUUCCCAGCAGGCCUUGAUCAUUUGUAAAAAUUGACAAUGAAUAAAGAAAUUUAAUAAGUUGCAGGUUUUUACUUCUAACUCAUAUUGUAGCUUAUGUUGUAACAUCUGAAAGUAAACACAAUGCAAAAUUACAUAUACAAAUAGGGUCAUCAUGACUUAACAGUUAUAGGGCACGAGAGUGGUAUAAAUAGCUGUCAAUCCCUCAAAAUUAUGAAUUGUGAGAAAAAUAUUGACAUCCGAGAGUUGCCGACGUAAUUUCAUCUUAAUUACGAUGUUGCAUGUUGGGCCCGAAUACUGACAGGAGGGGGCCCCCAUCCGUGCCUGCACCGCUGCACCAUUGGUAGUUACGCCAAAGUCCUUUUAGGCAAGUCACUCCACUCGGCGGCCAUAUACCAACGUUUUAUGGGCACUCAUCGGGCACAGUCUUUGGGUCGAACUGCGCGUGCGCAAGGCUU